CUCAAAGUCAAAAAAGAAGGUCCUCAUUGCAGGCCAGUUACAUUACCAAGUACUAACGCACUGAUAAUAGUCAAAAUAUUAAUAAUAUCAUCUUCAAACAUUUUGUUUAUUUUAUAUGGUUUUUUGUAAAUUGUGAAUUUCUAUUUCCAUACAUAAUGACAAGUGCAUAUGAGAAAUGCACAGCCAAAGAUGGAGCUCGACCUUACAAAUGUUGCGACUACGCAAACAAAAUUUCUUUAAAUUUACAUCAUUUCAAAAGAGAUGGAAGAUUUUGUGAUAUAGAUUUAAUAUCAGGUUCCACAAGAAUUAAGGCCCAUCGGGUAGUACUAGCAGCAAGCUGUGCAUAUUUUGAUGCUAUGUUUAAUGUGGGUUUAGAAGAAACACAAAAGGGAUAUGUUGCUUUGCCAAGUGUUCCCCCUGAUAUACUUCCAAUGAUAAUUGAUUUUAUUUAUACAGGUGAAAUAGUAAUUGACAAGAGUACUGUCCAACAUUUAUUGAUUGCUGCUGAUAUGCUUCAACUAAGAGAACUUGUAACAGGUUGUGGGGAGUUCCUUAGGAGAGAAUUACACCACACAAAUGCUCUAGGAAUAUUUAGGUUUGCAGAAGCUCACAACUGCAUUGAAUUGGUAAAAGAAGCACUAGAGCAUGUUCAAGCCAACUGGAACAUAGUAUCUAAUGGUGAUGAGCUUUUAGAAUUACCAUUACCACAGCUAAUAACAUUGCUUUCUUCUGAACAAUUAAAAGUUGACAGUGAAGCUCAGGUUCUAUAUGCAGCACUACGAUGGCUAGAGCAUGAGCCAGCAUGUCGCAGACGGCACUGUUUCGAAGUACUUAGUCACGUACGACUGCCACUUAUUUCGCCACAAGUUUUAGAUCAAGCUAUCAAAAAUGUACAAGAUCCUUCUAUUGCUGUCGCACUUAAAACAGCGAGAGUUGACAUGAAAACUCGUCGUGGUGCCUUGGUAUCUUUGUUGGUGGAACCACGUCAGCGAGCACGGCGUAUAUUACUUCUAGCCGGUGGUUCAUGCCGAGACAAAGCUGCGCACCCGCCACUAUCGACACACUACAAUCAAGACAACAUUCUCUCUUCUGUGCUAAAAUUUGAUCUACAUAAACGAGAAUGGGAGGAGCUUUCACCAAUGGGUAUAGCACGAAUCCAGCCAGGUGUGGCCACUUUAGGAGGUCGGGUUUAUGCCGUCGGGGGUGAACAAGGAAGUCAAAUACUUGCCAAUGGUGAAGUAUACGAUCCUCAGACUGAUAAAUGGUCAAAUAUUUCUCCUAUGAAAGAAGCACGUUGUGAAUUCGGUCUGACAGGUUGGAAUGGCAAUUUAUAUGCUUUUGGAGGCUGGGUGGGAUCAGACAUGGGCUCUUCUGUUGAAGUGUACGAUCCAGUCGCAGAUGAGUGGACGUUGGUGGGUAGAAUGCCCGAGCCAAGAUUCGGAAUGGGAGUUAUUAAUUUUGAAGGUCUAAUAUACAUAGUCGGUGGAUGUACUCACACCUGGCGACACACAAGGGAUUUAUUAUGUUAUCAUCCGGCAUCUCGAAAAUGGCACUCUCUGAAACCAAUGCACCACGCUCGUAGUCAGGCUGCCGCGGUCGUUCUCGACAACUACUUGUACGUCAUCGGCGGCAACGCGCCGAGGCGCACAGUUCUCACGUCGGUAGAACGUUACAGCUUUGAUGAGGGAAAUUGGGAAGAAGUUGCAAGUUUGAAGGAGGCCCGGGCCGGGUGCGCGGCGGGGGCGGCGGAGGGCGUGCUGGUGGUGGCGGGCGGCGACAGCGAGAGCGCGGGCGAGCGCGCCUUCUACCGCGCGCGCACCACGCUGGCCAGCGUCGAGCUGUACGAGCCGCGCGACAACGCUUGGCGCGCCGGCCCGCCGUUGCCGCACUCGCGCGCCGAGGCCGGCGCCGCCCUGCUCUGACCCUGCAGGUACAAUCCUACACCGAACCGACAACAACAACAAGCUACGAUAAAUGUACAAAUAAUAUUAUAUUAUAUAUUACCCGUAAUGUGUAGCUACCCGAUCAAUUUUAUACUUAAUGUAAUAGGAUUAAACAAUCGUCCAAGUAUUUAUUGCAACUUUUAUAUUUUUCUAUAUGCAUCUUGAAAAUGUAACAAUUUCUUUACUUCUGACUUAUUUUAUUUGUCAAAUCUGACAACAAAUAAACUCUUUAAAAUAAUGUAUGUACAUAAAUAAUAUAUAAGGUA
Messenger RNA from Spodoptera litura, 2209 nucleotides. Its product is annotated as actin-binding protein IPP. The record is from RefSeq and is a predicted model, not a curated record. Lineage: Eukaryota; Metazoa; Arthropoda; Insecta; Lepidoptera; Noctuidae. Gene Ontology annotation, molecular function: protein binding.